Puccinia graminis f. sp. tritici CRL 75-36-700-3 is the source of this 2013-nucleotide messenger RNA. RefSeq lists its product as uncharacterized. Lineage: Eukaryota; Fungi; Basidiomycota; Pucciniomycetes; Pucciniales; Pucciniaceae. Bases 1 to 2013 code for a protein of 670 amino acids. The record is from RefSeq and is a predicted model, not a curated record. The transcript has 2 exons.
AUGUCUCACGUGAAAGGUCGGAAUGACCUUGACCUUGAUGACUUGCUUGGUCACCUACCAUUCACCAAUGUCGAGGACGCAAGCCAAAAGUCGUACCUUGGGGAACCCGAACGGGAAAGUGUGCCGUUCGAGACCAAUCUGACGACUAAUUUGGCUGCUUCUCAACCGCCUCAAGGUUCGUUGCGGCUUACAAAAAUCUACCACGAGAAUCCUUCGACUGAGAGUCAACUACUAGCAGCUGGAGGGGGUUCUUCAACUCCCGGGAACCUUCGAGUGAUUGCAAUUGAUUACAUAGUCUUCAACCGAACGGCCGGCAACCAGGUCGCUCAAGUCCGACCGUCAAGUUCGAAGGCCAGCCCCGCCGCCUCAGCGAAAGAGUGGGAGAAAAUUACUCCGACCUUUGAUACAGUAUGGAAGGCGGCCUUGGAGGUGUGGUCCUGGCCGAAUGCUCAGCAGUGCAUCAUAACUCUGCUGCGCGAAGGGCGGCCCCUUGUGGCUGAUCACCUGGUCAAUCUCCAGGAGAAUGGGCUGCUCAAAUGGCAGUGCAUCCUUGCGAAUCACUCGACUUACGGCGCCAACAAGAUGUACUUGGUUUACUCCGACGAGGAUUUUACGCCGUUUGUCGCUGCGGUCCUCAAGAAGCCGGGAUCGAAGGUGACAAUCAAGCUACUGAUGGACGACCCGGCAAGGUCAGCUAGGAGGAAGCAGGCGCCUAAAUGUGACCAAGAUUCUGCCGCGCGGACACGCUUUGUUGUGGAGAUAACCGAUUGGAUCACCUCAACAUACGGAUGUGACAGUGAGUCACUUCGCAUCAAGGACCCGGCGAACCCGGAGUGCUCAAUGCGAGUCACUCGAGAUGGCCUCUAUGUGUGGAGUCGAGCCUUGGUUCACAAGGCAAAAGGCGUGACCACCGAGAUUCCCCCAGUGACCAAGGAGUUCGUGUCGGAGCCAAUCACGAUUUACACUCUGGCCGAACAAAGCGCGCUCGCUAACCGCCGAGGUGGCAAGGCCCAGUCUGCAAGGCCGACCGGUUUGUCAUCAUUGGACACGCCUCAGUUCACUGCACCCCGGGUCAUGCCAUGCGGCCGAAUCCGCCCUCCUCGUUUGAUCACCUCCCCACCGGCGCACGUGUCUCCUGGCCCUUCCACACCCGCUGGCAUUAAGUCGAAUGCCCACGAGUCAUCGAGAGGUGUCCCGAGUGACCCAUUUGAGACCCCAGCGGAUCCACAUCGCUUGGGUGAAUCCGGACCCCCGGCUCGAGGAAACGUGGUGGAUUUGGACGCAGCUUCCGACGAUGACCCGCGGUCAAUCCCUGCGACCCCUAUGGGGACGAUUAAUCGUCCUCCUGGCAGCCGAUCCAGUACCGACAUUGAGGUCUGGUCAGCUGAUCGAUCACCGGCUCGCAAGAUUGCCCGGAGCCCCGGUGGGGGUGGUAUCAGUGUCGGUCGCUUGGACUAUAAUACUUCUGGUCCUGCCCGCGGCGGACCCGAGACCUCGCCCACCAGGAAGAUAGCCGGCUCAAAUGGCACUGCAAGUGUCGGCUCGGCCGGAACCAGUCAGGUCUUAUCCAUGGGAUCUGGCCCAAGUGCCAUGUUAUCGAUGGGGUCGGCUGUCCUGAUUCCCCCCAGGAGGUCUCUCCCGCCUCUGAACAACUUAGGACGGGCGCUCGGUAUGGAAACGUUCUUAGACCUGUGUAACUUCCAGAGGGACGACUUGGUCCCACGCGUGUUGAUCAACAUGGCCCAUAUCAGGCAUUGGGAGUUUUUUUACCGCAACACCGAUGUGAUCCAACUGCAGAGAAUGGGUUUCCCAUACCCUAUUGCCUCACAGCUCAUGAAUGGAGCCGAGUAUGUGGGUGCAACUCAUACUGAAGCCCCUGUGGACGAACCAGAAGACGAGGCCGCGAAUCACACCAGACAAGAUGGGCCAGGCGAAGACGACGAUCAGGAAGAUCCAACUGCCAACCUCGCGGGUGCCGACACGCAGGCUCCAGCCCUUUCCCCAGAGUACUAA